CGUCGUAGACGACAAGCGGAAAAUUAAUAAAAAUACAACAAAUAUAUAUACACACAUUAAACAUAAAGGUACACAAAAUAAAUAAAUAGCAAUCAGAAUUACAGGAAAGAAUUGGAUACUGUGAAGGGUCUCUUUCCCAAUAAUUGUUGCUUCAUGUAAAUGGCUGCAUAACUUAUUUUCGAUUUGAUGCCAGCAGUUAAAUUGAAAUUGUAGUUUAAAAAAGAUGACCGUAAUGUUGAAGAAAUGGUAUCGUUCAAAGAAAUACAUAGUUAUCAUGAUAAUUGUAAUAGUUUUUUGCCUUCUUUAUUACACAAGCUUGGGCGAGAAUAUACCCCGCGAGCCAGACCUGGAUAUUACAAGGCAACCUAUGCCAGAUCGUAGUGCUGUCUGUAAUUCGGUUGCGGGGCCUGAUAACCCUGACAAAAGAGACUCUGUGAGACAAUAUAUAGAAAAUAAGUUGCAAGAAGCACUCAAAGAGGACAAAGGUACUGGAUGCGAAAUACCCAAACUGGAUCCAUUCGCGGCGGAGGUGACCCAAUUCGACAAGGACCUGCCCAAGGUCGUAUGCAAGGGCAGAGAUUGGGUCAAAUGUUUUCUUUCAGAGUGCAAAGUGGUUCCGGACAUAUUGUCGACUACCAAGGACAUAACCUGUACGUACAGAGACAUCAUAUACCACAGUGACAACGAGUACGUAUUGGGACCGCCGACUGACGUCCGGGAUGGCGGCGUGUACUACCUGACGAGAAGCGACCACGUCAAGAUCAAAUGCGUUGGCACGCAUCUGCAUAGCAUCCUUCCGUCGAGGUGGUCAGGUCAUUCGCUGGGAUUCCGGUCGACGGUGGCGGCGCCGCCCCCCGACCGCGAGGACGCUCUCGACGUGCUCAUAUUCGGGUUCGAUUCCACGUCGAAGAACGGCUUCAUAAGGAGUAUGCCGAAGAGCUACAAAUACCUGACCGAGGAGCUGAAUGGCUACGUUCUAGACGGGUACGGCAUACUCGGUGACGGCACGCCUGCCGCCUUAUUCCCCAUACUCACGGGCAAGAACGAGUUGGAGCUACCAGACGUCAGGAAGAAGACGAAGAACGGCAACACCUUAGACUGUAUGCCGUUCAUAUUCAACCAACUAAAGGGGGACGGUUACCGCACGGCAUAUUUCGAGGACAUGCCCUGGAUAGGAACGUUUCAGUACCGGUUUAAUGGUUUCCUCCAUCAGCCGGCCGAUCAUUACUUGAGGGCAUUCUACCUCGAGGAGUCCAACAGAGGCAAGAAGUGGUGGAGGGGCAGCAACAGCAAGUACUGCAUAGGAGACACUCCUCAGUACAAGUUAAUGAUGAACAUUACCGAUCAGUUCUUUCGUUUGGACGGCAAGAAGUUUUGCUUCACCUUCAUAGCGGACAUAACUCAUGACGACAUCAACAUGAUAUCGACAGCUGACGAUGACACUGUCGACUUCUUGAAGCUGUUCAAGGAACAAGGAAGGCUUGAGAAUACCAUGCUAUUCGUGAUGGGCGACCACGGACCCAGGUACUCGAAGGUCCGCAACACGCUGCAGGGCAAGCUGGAGGAGCGUCUGCCGCUGAUGGUGGUGGUCCCGGCGGCGCGGCUGGUGCGAGCGCGGCCCGACGUGCUCGACGCGCUGCGACACAACCGCGCCGCGCUCACCACGCCGCACGACGUGCACGCCACGCUGCUCGACGCGCUGCGCCGCCCCGCCCCGCCCCCCGCCUACACCGUGCCCGGCGCCGACCUGCCGCGCGCGCUCUCCCUGCUGCAGCCGAUCCCGCGGAACCGGUCGUGCAGCGAGGCGGGCAUCGAGCCGCACUGGUGCGCGUGCGUGCGCUGGAGCCCCGUGCCCCCCGCCGACCCGCUGCACGCCGCCGCCCCCCGCGCCCUGCUGCACUACAUCAACACGCUCACCGAGCCCAAAAGAGCGUCGUGCGUCCCCCGCACGCUGUCCGCAGUCCACUGGGUGUUGAGGGCCCACGCCAACAGUAGGGUGCUCUCCUUCAUCGAGGCCAAGGACGCGGACGGCUACGUGGGGAAGUUCGGAGCCAAGCUCAAGGUCAACAGGGAGAACUUGCAGGUCAAGAUCUCCGUUGGUCCCGGCGAGGGGAUAUACGAGGCCUCGCUCGCGUACCUGAGAAAGGAGGACAAGUUCCUCAUCGAGUCCAGAGACAUAUCCAGGACGAACGCGUACAACGACGAGCCCAGCUGCAUCAGCGCCACGCACCCCCACCUCAACAAGUACUGUUACUGCAAAACAUAGUACACUCACUAGUAACGAAUCUCGAAUAUAAAUUGAAAGAUGAGAUUUUCUAUUCAUCAUAAUACUAAUCAACAGUAACAGUGCUGGCACGGCUCAGCGGGACCGCGCGGGGUGUCGCCAGUACAGACGCAAAUAUUACUCACUAGACUUACUAGAUUGUGCUCGCAGUUAAAUCUACAUGUAUAUAUAAGA
This is a messenger RNA of Bombyx mandarina (wild silkworm), 2458 nucleotides long. RefSeq lists its product as uncharacterized. The record is from RefSeq and is a predicted model, not a curated record. Lineage: Eukaryota; Metazoa; Arthropoda; Insecta; Lepidoptera; Bombycidae.